Messenger RNA from Tetrahymena thermophila SB210, 1734 nucleotides. RefSeq names its product peptidyl-prolyl cis-trans isomerase, cyclophilin-type protein. The transcript has 5 exons. Gene Ontology annotation, cellular component: catalytic step 2 spliceosome. The record is from RefSeq and is a predicted model, not a curated record. Gene Ontology annotation, molecular function: peptidyl-prolyl cis-trans isomerase activity. NCBI's taxonomy places the organism in Eukaryota, Ciliophora, Oligohymenophorea, Hymenostomatida, Tetrahymenidae. Gene Ontology annotation, biological process: protein peptidyl-prolyl isomerization; protein folding.
AUGUCAAGCGUUUACUCUCUAGAACCACCAACUAGUGGCAAAGUUAUAAUUAGAACUUCAAUGGGAGACAUUGAUGUAGAGUUAUGGACUCUUGAGGCUCCAAAAGCUUGUAGAAAUUUUAUUUAAUUGUGCCUUGAAGGAUAUUAUGAUGAUACAAUAUUUCAUAGAUUGAUUCCAAAGUUUAUGAUUUAAGGUGGAGAUCCCACAGGCACGGGAAAGGGAGGAGAAAGUAUUUAUGGAGAGCCAUUUAAAGAUGAAUUUCAUUAAAGAUUAAAAUUUUCACAUAGAGGUAUUGUAGCUAUGGCAAAUGAAAGCAAACCUAACACUAACACUAGUUAAUUUUUUAUAACAUUUGAUGAGUGUACUUGGCUUGAUAAGAAGCAUACUAUAUUUGGAAAAGUAACUGGUGAUUCUGUGUAUAAUUUGCUUUAACUUCAAUAGGUAGAAACAGAUUAAAAUGAUAGACCAUUGAAUCCUCCAAGAAUUAUCAAAACAAAUGUAGUAUAAAAUCCGUUUGAUGAUAUUGUUCUAAGAAGCGAUUAAGCCAUAAAAUUUUCAAAAUUGAACCAAAACAAAGAUUAAAAGUAUAGCAGUGGAUCUGAAUCAGAAGAAGAUGAAGAAGAACAAAGGUUUAAAAUAGAAAAUGAGAAAAGAAAGAAAGAAAUGCUUAUAUAAAAGCAAAAAGAGGAGGAAUAAAAGAAAAAGAACUUUUAAAAUAAAAACUUACUUUCUUUUGCUGAUGAUGAUGAAGAGGAAGAAGAUGGCAUAGAAGAAAAUGGUGAUGAUGAUGAAAAAGAAGAAGGAAACAAUAAAAACAGUAAUAAAGAUGAUUUCAAGAAACCAUAAGACAAAUGUUAAAUAAUGAAUAUUCAUGAUAUAAGUGAGGAAGAUAAAUUUAGCAAAGAAACAGCAGUAGAUAUAGAAAAUUUACAAAAAAAGAAGUAAUAAAUAGAAGAGGAAGAAAAUAAAAAAAAGAGAUUGUAAGACAGAGUAAAAUCAGCAAAAUAAGAUGGAGUGAAAGAAGAGAUAAAUAAAAAGUUAUUUAAAGAAAAUGAAGUCAUUGAAGUAAAAGGGAAAUUAGCAGAAGAAAAUAAAGAUUUGCUCAAUUACAAGAAAAGAAUUAAUAAAUAAACAGGUAAAGUUGAAUUAUAUUGGGAUAAUGAAGGAGAAUAAUCAAAAUCAGAGAGUGAUCAAGAAUCUUAUUCCUCAACAGACUCAGAAGAUUAUCAAAAUGAAGAAGAAAAGAAAAUUAGACAAAAACAAAAGGAGGAGUAUGAAAAUUUAAGAAUAUCUUUCUUGUAAUAAAAACGAGAUGGUUAAGGAACAGCUUCAGAAUCAGCAAGGAAAAAUAAAUCAGAGAACAAUAAACUACUUACUAAUGUAGAAAAAAGGAGGUAAAAGUAUUUGGAAAAAGAAUAGUUAGAAAGGCGUUAAGGAGGUUACAUGAAGAAGUUAGCUGAAUUUUAGUAAAAAAUGAAGGUUGUUUCAAAUCCAAAUAGCUGGGUAAAGCAUGAACUUAGAUUCUAAGCAACUGGUGACAGAGCCUUUUAGAUUUUUGAUGCUAAAGAAAAAAUUAAAGAAUACAAUGUUAAUGAGGACUUGGAAAAGAAAGGAUAUGUAAAUAAAAGCUUGGAUAAUCUUAAAAGAAAUAUAGAGAAACGCUAAGAAGAGAGCCAAAAAAGAGUAGGAGAAAAGUUGACUGUAGAAGAGUUAAUGAAGUUAGCAGAUGAAUGA